Dimorphilus gyrociliatus is the source of this 590-nucleotide messenger RNA. The record is from the annotation of a GenBank genome assembly. Lineage: Eukaryota; Metazoa; Annelida; Polychaeta; Dinophilidae.
GUCGGCUAUUGGUUAACUUAACGCGAAAUGCUAUUGGCUGUCAACAUAUUUGUUAUAGCGAUAAAAAAACUGUCUGCAUACUUGAAAUUUUAGCAGCGGAAAGUCGACUUUUGCAGCCGUAUGAUCCUUUAACUGCUAUACCAAGUGGAGGACGAUCUAGCGACGAUCUCAUUUAAUUUAUACUAUUGAACUAAAUUUGUAUCAAUUACUGGGCGAUAACGAGUCCGAUUAUCUCAUUAGAACAUCUGUCAUCAUUCAAUGUUUGAAUUUUUUUCAAUAUAUUAUGAAUAAAUAUGCCUUCGGAUAAGGAGUCACAAAUUCUUAAACGAAGUGGUAGACACAUCGAACGCUAUACAGAUGUUGGGAUAGCUGGCAGAGGAAAAUUCGCAACUGUUAAACAAUGCAUCUGCAAAGAAACAAAGAAGUUAUUCGCGGCUAAAAUUUUAAAUAAGAACAAAAUGGGAAAGGAUAACAGAGAGAAUAUAGAAAGAGAGAUUAAGUUACUACAACUAAGUAAAGAAUGCCGACUAAUUGUUCAAAUUCAUGAAGUGUUCGAAACGCCAAGUGUUGUGACUAUUUUAACUGAAUAG